This is a messenger RNA of Manihot esculenta (cassava), 3037 nucleotides long. RefSeq names its product transcriptional corepressor SEUSS. The record is from RefSeq and is a predicted model, not a curated record. Lineage: Eukaryota; Viridiplantae; Streptophyta; Magnoliopsida; Malpighiales; Euphorbiaceae. The transcript has 10 exons. Gene Ontology annotation, cellular component: nucleus; transcription regulator complex. Gene Ontology annotation, biological process: positive regulation of transcription by RNA polymerase II; negative regulation of transcription by RNA polymerase II. Bases 146 to 2584 code for a protein of 812 amino acids.
AGAAUAGGCAAGCAAUAAAAAACCCCCCCGAAACCGUAGCUUUAUAUUUUUUGGGAUUAAAAAAAAAAUCUCAGAUUCUUUCUUCUACAGUUCAACUGGACUGCCACUGAAGCUUGCUCGUUGUCUCCCUCUGGCUCAGUAUAAUAUGAAUUUGCUGGGAAAUUCGCCAAAUGUUUCUUCUCUGCUCAAUCAGAGUUUUGGAAAUGAGAAUUCAAGCACCAGUCUGUCAAGCCUGGGGGGUUUUCAGCAUGGAAUUGCAGAUACUAUGAUAGAAUCUAAUCCAGUUUCUAAGGUACCAAAUGAUGUUGGUUGCACUCCACCUUCUGCACCUACAAAGUUGUUGAAUUCUGUUUCUUCUAGCCAAAUUCCAAGCCAUUCUGGAAGCUCAACAUUGUCAGAUCAGCAGCAAAUUCAAACAUUUGAGCCACGGAGGUUCCAACAUGGCCAGCAGUCACUGCAGCAGUUUCCUGUUUCAUGCAGUCAAGCACAACAACAACUGCCACAGUUCCAAUCUAUUAGAGGCGGGUUAGGAGUGGGGGCGUCUGUAGUCCCUGUCAAGUUGGAGCCAGACGUAAUGAAUGAUCAAAUUGGCCUGCAGUCAAAGUUGCUGCAAAGCCUUGGUCCAGUGAAGCUAGAACUGCAACAGAAUCAGAUUGGAAGAGGCAUAGGACCUGUAAAAUUGGAAAAUCAGCAUUCUGAUCAAGCACUGUUUCUUCAGCAGCAGCAGCAGCAGCAGCUCCUCCACAUGUCCAGGCAGUCUUCUCAAGCUGCCAUUGCACAGAUGAAUUUCUUAUGGCAGCAGCGCAUUUUGCAGCAGCAGCUGCUGGGACCACGGCCUCAGCCACAUCAGCAGUCUCAACAACAGAAAGGGCCCAUUAGAUCUGCUGUGAAACCAAUCUAUGAACCUGGAACCUGUGCUCAGCGAUUGAUUCAAUACAUGUAUCAGCAGCAGCAUAGACCUGCUGAUAACAACAUUGAGUUCUGGCGGAAAUUUGUUUUGGAAUUUUUUUCUCACAAUGCCAGGAAGAGAUGGUGUGUUUCAUUGUAUGGGAAUAGCCGCCAAACUAAUGGUGUUUUUCAUCAGGAUUUAUGGCAUUGUGAAAUAUGCAAUCGCAAACCUGGUCGUGGUUUUGAAACAACUGUUGAGGUUCUGCCGAGGCUGUUCAAAAUCAAAUAUGACAGUGGUACUCUGGAAGAGCUUCUUUACGUUGAUAUGCCUCAUGAAUAUCAGAACUCAAAUGGUCAAAUUGUACUUGACUAUGCAAAAGCAAUACAAGAAAGUGUAUUUCAGCAUCUUCGUGUAGUACGUGAUGGUCAUCUUCGUAUUGUUUUCUCCCCAGAUCUGAAGAUUUGCUCUUGGGAGUUUUGUGCACGGCACCAUGAGGAGCUUAUUCCACGAAAGCUGAUAAUACCUCAGGUAAGUCAGCUUGGAGCUGCAGCACAAAAAUACCAGGCUUCUGCUCGAAACUCAUCAUCCAGCUCAUCAAAACGUGAUUUAGAAAGCAACUGUAACUUGUUUCUUGCAUCUGCUCGUCAAUUAGCUAAAGCUUUGGAGGUACCCUUAGUUAAUGAUUUGGGAUAUUCAAAGAGAUAUGUGCGGUGUCUUCAGAUAUCAGAGGUGGUAAAUAGUAUGAAAGAUUUGAUUGACUACAGCCAAGAGACUGGAACGGGGCCAGUGGAAAGUUUGGCACAGUUUCCCCGUAGGACUAGGCCAGGGCUACAUUAUUCAGUUCAGCAAUCUCAGGAGCAGCAGCAGCAAUUUAGAGGGCAUGUCUUGAACAAUAAUCAUAAUUCUGUACAGACAAAUGUUGUGCAUCCUUCUACAAGCAGCGGUGUUGCAAGUGCGGACAACUUUUAUGAUAUGUCCUCUAUUAACUCUGUUUCUGGCCUUCUCCGCCAGAAUUCCAUGAACUCAACGAUUGAGAAUCAGAUGAACAAUCCUGGAAGUCCAUAUGCUGGGACUCCUGUUCAGAUCCCAUCUGCGGGCUCUUCAACCACUCUGCCCCAAACUCAACCCAAUCCUCCUUCUCCUUUCUCGUGUCCAACACCUUCUUCAUCUAAUAAUCCUCCCCAGAGUUCUCAUAAUGUGCUAACAGCAUCAAAUUCUGCAAACCAUGUAGUUAUGGCAAAUUCACCAACCCAAAUAUCAGUGGGACAAUCACCACAGUCAAAUGAGGUUGCUCCAAAUGAGCUGCAAAGAUCUGUUGAGAAAAUCAUACAAGAUGUAAUGACUUCUUCCCAAUUUAGUGGGGGAGGUAACACGGCUAGUAUUGAUUCUGAAGAGAAUAAUAUGAAUAACCUUAAUGGGAUUGCAUUGAAAAAUCAAAAUGUCCUCACUAGGGGGAAGUUCCUCCUGGGCAAUGGUACAGUGGACUCCAGCUCAAGUACUAUGGUUGGAGAGUUUAGGAGCUUUGGUCGUGGAAAUGGUCUCUCUGCCACUGCUAGUGGAAUCAAAGCUGCCAUGGCAACCAAGUCUUUGCUUGAAAGGAACCGUUGGCAACAUGAAUUCACUAACCAGUUACAUAAUGGGAUUGGAUCUGUGAAUAGUUUUCUUGAUCACCAAUUUGACUGGAAAUCUGCCUGAAGAAGUGUCUUUGCUGACAUAUUCAUGACAAUUGCCUAUAGCCCUCUGCCUUCUGAUGUGAUAUUUCUGUGGGCAAUAGAAAGGGCAUAUGCUACAUGAUUAAGGAUUAAUUUGCCUCCAUUAAUUUGGAGCUUAUAUAGUUACAGGGAUUUUGUAGAGGGAAGGAAAAUGUAUAGUUUUGUGCUGAGGUGCCCUCUCCCCUCCUUUUCUUCCUCCUCUCCUCUUCUAAUCUUCACUUAAUACUUGGGGUUCUUUCUGCUGGUUUUUGUAUGUAUGGUUUGCACAGCUUUGAAACGAGGAAUCAUGCUUGAGACAUGAUCAUUGUAAUUAUGCAUUCAUCUUUUCCCGUAGUAGGGGAUUGUGGAAAAAUUUUGUAUGCAUCGACUCGAUGAUUCGAAACAGCUCCAUGUGGAACUGAUACAGAUAAUAAUAAUAAUAAUAGUAACAAUAAAA